This is a messenger RNA of Fusarium keratoplasticum, 531 nucleotides long. RefSeq lists its product as uncharacterized. The coding region runs from base 1 to 531 and encodes 176 amino acids. Gene Ontology annotation, biological process: vacuolar proton-transporting V-type ATPase complex assembly. The transcript has a single exon. The record is from RefSeq and is a predicted model, not a curated record. NCBI's taxonomy places the organism in Eukaryota, Fungi, Ascomycota, Sordariomycetes, Hypocreales, Nectriaceae. Gene Ontology annotation, cellular component: endoplasmic reticulum membrane.
AUGUCGUCCUUCUUCGUCGAGCUCUGGGAGGGCAUCUUUACGCCCGGCCCGACGCCCACCCUCCUCAAGGCCGCCAACGGCUCCUUCGCUGCCCUCCAGCUCGUCCUCCUCCUCCUCCUCGUCGCCACCUACAACAUCCACUGCCUCGUCCUCUCCAUCCUGUGCGCCGGCCUGUGGUGGAGCGUCAACUGGUUCGCCGCUGAGCUGGCCGUCGCGCAGCGCGAGCAGCGCGAGAAGGAGGAGAGGGAGAAGCGCGAGGCCGCCCGGGACGACACCACCACCGACGACGAAGACGAGACCGAGACCGAAGUUGAGAAGGCCUCCUCCGCACCCGCCGCUGCCGUCCCGAGCAAGGCGCCGCCUGCCAAGGAUCCCACGACUCUUGAUGCCGCCGCCGCCGCGGGGCUGGAGCCCGUCGAGCCAAAGGGCGAGGUGACGCAGCGCGUCGCUGCUGGUGGCACUCAUUCGAGCGUCAGCACCGAGGACGAGUGGGAGAAGGUGUCCGAGGCUGAGAACGAGAAGGACAAGUAG